AUUUGGGAGUUUCAAGGUUCUUUGGCUCCUUAUCUCCCUGAAUCGCCCCUGACGCCCUUAAAGGAAGUCCUCGUCCUCAUUCUGACUGCCUUGACGUGCCCUGACAUCCCUUACCUUCCUCAAUAUUCAGGACUAUAAGAUCCUAUCCUGGGGACUUGCACUUCGAAGGAUUCCAAGGACGACGGAAGAAAGACCCCCCCCCUAAGGAACCCCACCCUUAAUAAAAGACCGUAAAAAUAACCCUGAAGGAAAAGAACCCCCAAAACCCUAAAUAAAUCAAAGCAACCCCCUUAAAACACAAAAAAUCAAUUAAAAAGACCUCUUCAAAACUCCAAAUUCCAAAAUACACCCCGUUAAGGAGGACCCCAAGAAAAGGACCCCUCGAGGAACCAGCGCCAUUAAUAGGACUCCCCAGACUCCCUCCUGCGCCGCCACACUAAGGAUGAGCCGCUCCCCGAUGGUGGUGGUGGUGAUGGUGGUGGUGGUGAUGGUGGCGAUGGUGGUAGGAGAUCCGAUCAGCCAAUGUGAGUUCAAGGGCCAGCUGAUUGCAGACGGUGACUCCUGCACUCGCUACCACACCUGUGUUGUCAUGGAGGACGGCCAGUUUGUCACCCAGAUCUCUACCUGUGCGGACGGUUACCUGUAUGACCUGGUCUCCGCCAAGUGCAUCAAGCAGAAGAAGGGCUACGUGCAGGACCCAGAGAGCUGCGUCACAUUCUACGGCUGCCACAGACCUUCACAAGGGGGAGAGGGGCUGACCAGGCGCCACUACCGAUGCCCAGGAGAACUUCGCUUCCAUCCCCUCGAUAAGCGAUGCACCUACAAAGUGUACGUGCCUGACGCCCUCUGUGCCAGUCGACGCGUCCCAGACACCCGCCUGGGCCAGAGAACCACGGAACCGGUGAUUGCCUUCUCCACGCCCUUGACCACCUCCUCACCUGAUCCUUCCUCUGAAUCCCCCAACACUGAGGCCAUUGAGGAGACGACCAUCACCACCACCGCCUCACCCACCACCAUUGCCGCCCCUGUUUCUACUGACGAAGGAAAGAUUACUCGACGUUCCAAGCCCAUCACGCCGCGUCCUGCCGGGGAUGUAAGUGACCUUGAACGCAUCACGAGACUCAUUAAAGACCAGCUCCUGGAGAGACAAAAGGAGGGCGCUGUCCCCGCCUCCUCCAGGGACUAAUGAUGAUGAUGUCGCUUCGAGGUAAAAACAUCCUGCCUUCUACUACUACCUGCCUCGUCUCUUACCAGCAUUACUGUCACUGCUAUCAUCACCACCACCAUAACUACCAUAGCACAGAGGGGUGGUGGUGGUGGUGGUGGUGUGAUGGUGGAUUAGUCAUCAUUGCACCUGUCCCCCACAAACAACCAUCAUCACUAUUCCUAACACCUGUUACUAGAACACCACAAUUUUCGUUUGAUUGAUAUUAGUGGUCGUGUUGGUGGUAUGACUUAGGAGG
This is a messenger RNA of Portunus trituberculatus (swimming crab), 1463 nucleotides long. RefSeq lists its product as uncharacterized. Bases 443 to 1186 code for a protein of 247 amino acids. Gene Ontology annotation, molecular function: chitin binding. NCBI's taxonomy places the organism in Eukaryota, Metazoa, Arthropoda, Malacostraca, Decapoda, Portunidae. Gene Ontology annotation, cellular component: extracellular region. The transcript is spliced from 6 exons. The record is from RefSeq and is a predicted model, not a curated record.